AAAACAAGAGAUUUACUGAGGCUGAACACUUAAUGCUGUAGUAGAAGAAAGAACUCUUUGAUCUAACGUUUACCUCUACAGGCCUCCAAUUCACAAAGAAAUUUGGGCAGCAAACAUGGAGGGUCCCUCUACCAGCUAGCAAACCGAGUGAAAAUGUGGAACCCUACUACUCCCAUGAUUAAUAGUUUAGUACUUUGCACAUUUGGUUUCACUGUAAAGUGGAUGAAAAUAGUGAUAUGGAUUUCAAUGAGCCUUUGGAAUAUGUCAUGUUCAUUCGAUUAUCUCUGAAGUCGACUGUAGACGAGAUUUGAUUCCCCUUUCCCUCCUCUGUGUCCAAUAUAUUUCUUUAUGGAUUUCCUGAAAUUAUUGAACUUGGUCUAGUAAAGGAGAUAUUUGGCUUAAAGAUAAGAUUUGUACAUUUCGACCAUUUAAAGAUGCAAGUGGCCCUGGGAAAGAGAUGUCCACCGACUCCUAAAUCUAAUGGUCUUCAACUCUUAAACAACACACAAAUGCACGGAUGAGUACCUAUGACAGUUGAGCUUAGCUAGUUCAAGUUGAGAGCCAGAUAGAUCUUCUCUUAUUUAUGACAAUACAGAUCAUUUAUUGCUUUAUUGAAUACUUAUCAAAGAUUCUUGAUCAGAUCUUAGUGGUAAUAUGAAACGUGGUAAUGAGAUUUGCUUUGAUGAAUAAACAGAAUCCAUUAAAGAAAUGCUCUUGAGAAACCCAAGUGCGGAAAAGAUUUAAGCCAAUCUUUGGCUUGGAGAUGGUGGUGGUUGGUUUUUUGGGGAAGAUUUUGCCGGCAACCGAUCCUCAUCUUUUCCCCAACUGGAUAACACCAUGUAAUGAUUCUUGUGGGGUCUUUAAACUUUAGACAGAUUGGCCAGCUGUGGCUAAUGACCCACCAUCUCACAUGCUCAGCCAAUAUGGUUUUAACUCACCCAUCACUACCUUUUUUUCCCUGCUUCUAAAAUUCUAUAUAUCCUGAAAGAGAGAGAGAGAUGUAAAGGAAAAAAAAAAAGUAAUUCUCUCUUUAUUUCUUUUUCCUAACAGACACCCACCUAGCAAGUUAACUCUCUUCUUGCUGUUCUGAGUUUAGACAAACAUGGAAGUUGCUUUAGAACUUGAAGAUGAUUUGUUCUUUGCUGAUUUGAGCAGACAGCUUUCUCUUCUUCUCAUGGAUGAUAAUGAAGACCCUCUCCCUCAUCCACAUGUUUCUCUUCAGGCUCUGUCUCAUGGAGUGCACUACCCGACACGGCCACUGGCUACACAUGAACAUGCCGCCGCAGCCGCCGUUGCCGCUGCCUACAACGGCGUAAGCAAGGGGACCGGUGUGUUCAUCCCUAGGUCCCUGCAGCCUGCAAGAAAACAGAGGCGUGGAAGACACAAUAACAUAAAGCCAAACCGACAGUUUCAUAUCAGUAUUGAUGUGAACUCACAAGUACCUUCCAACAACCAUUCGAUGCGUCCUAAAAAGGGUUAAGGAUUACAAGAAUUUAAGGAAAAGGGUUAUCAGAAUUCUGAUGAUAAAAAAAAAAAAAUAAUAAUAAUUCUUUCACCAAGUAUUAAGUUAAUGGUGAUAGUUGUACAUGGAAGAAGAUGAUGAUGAAGAAGAAGAAGAAGAAGAAGCUAUAGUAUUAGGCUGUGUUAAUUACUGGGUUGUUAAUUGGUUUAUGUGGUUCAUUGGAAGGUUAAUUAACCUAAGGUUUGUGAACCUCCUCUCCCCCUUUUGUGAAAAAUUAAUGGUUGUUUCUCCUAAUAAUAUCACAAUUUCAUUACAUAUCUUCCACCGUUUUGUUAAAUUCUUUUCCAAUUUUUUUUGUGGGUUGUGAGAUGCAACUUUAGACAAGAGAGCUGUUUUGUGGAACAUGCUCUGUUUUGUUUGUUGAGAUCUGAAUCUAACAAAAAUCAUCAGACUCUGCAAAAGGCUGAAGAUGAGUUGAAUUUAUGUUUUGUGGUUCCUGAGUGUUCAGAUUUUGAAGAAUAUACUCUUAACUGGCAUCACUGCAAUGGGCACAUGAAGAAGCUCUGAUGUUUGAAUAGCUGUCUGUCUGAGAUCUAUGUUGCUGAGUAAAGCUAAAGUUCUUCAAAAACAGAGGAGUGAGAGAGAUAGAGAGAGAUUUUGUGAGGCUUUUAACUUUGGAUUCUGUAAAUUAUUAACUUUUACAUUAUAAAGUGUAUACCAAAAUGAUGGGUGUAUUAUUAUUAUAUGAUUUUAUGAGGGUUGAAUCGGUCAAA
This is a messenger RNA of Cucumis sativus (cucumber), 2235 nucleotides long. RefSeq lists its product as hypothetical. The record is from RefSeq and is a predicted model, not a curated record. Bases 1103 to 1480 code for a protein of 125 amino acids. Lineage: Eukaryota; Viridiplantae; Streptophyta; Magnoliopsida; Cucurbitales; Cucurbitaceae. The transcript is spliced from 3 exons.